Fonsecaea nubica is the source of this 834-nucleotide messenger RNA. RefSeq lists its product as hypothetical. Gene Ontology annotation, biological process: regulation of DNA-templated transcription. NCBI's taxonomy places the organism in Eukaryota, Fungi, Ascomycota, Eurotiomycetes, Chaetothyriales, Herpotrichiellaceae. The coding region runs from base 1 to 834 and encodes 277 amino acids. The record is from RefSeq and is a predicted model, not a curated record. The transcript has 3 exons. Gene Ontology annotation, molecular function: DNA-binding transcription factor activity.
AUGGCCGGCCACUCCAGAUAUGCAUCAACUCACGCCAGCAGCUCUGCCUUCAGCGCAUCUGCGAACCCGAAUGAGGAUUGGACCAAGAUCUCCGACCUGGCUGAGAGAAGACGCAUCCAGAACCGGAUCGCUCAGCGAAACUAUCGUAAGAAGCUCAAGAGGAGACUCGAAGAUCUAGAGCGCCGCGCUGGGUCAUCGUCUGCUUCGCCGGAACAACAGCAUUCGGAACUAGUUACCACUCCAGCCAAGGAGACUUCCCAGAAACAAACUCAAUCCAUGGUCCGCCAGCCAUCCAGAUCAAGUGUGUCACACGAGGUCCCGAGAGCGUCGCCAGAGAUUUUACCUUUGGAUGACCAUUCAUCACUUUUUGACACUGCGGCUGGACGCCAUCUAUCGAUCCAUUCGCAACCGGCAUUUACCUUCUCGUCAUACCCUCCGACCACAGCAUACCUCCACUAUGAGCACCAACAACACCCCACGUAUGACAACACGGCCAGCUACUACUCGAAUUACCAAUACCAAUUAGAUGUGCCAUCGUCGAGUCUGCCGCCGACGUUACCCGCCAUGCUGCCCUCGACGUUUGGCAAGCAGGAUCAGCUGUUUGGAGACGACGACAUGUUGAGUCCCUUCAGCAUGAACUAUGCCUCGCUGGCCGGUCUGGAAAUGCCCUCAAAUCAAGCAUACUCGGGGGCUCAUUCUCAUACACCACCUCUGACUGAUCCAUACUCGAUGGAUUCGGCCCACAACUCGCCCAACUACUUUGAUGUCCCGCUCACGCCUGUGUCAAGGACGGCGAGCCCCAACUUUCAAUUGUUUGACAUCAGCUGCAAAUGA